CAGCACUGCUGCCAGCAGCAGCAAGUGAUAAUCAAAACAGUCAAAAAAAUAACACUGAUUUCCAUUCGGUUCGGGUCGUUCUCGCAGGCUCCUGCGUUUUUUUCGCCACCGCGAGUGUGAUGAGACAAAGUUUAAAAUAAUAAUAAUGGCGGAACGGAGCAAAAAAAUGUCCUACAACGAAAUCGUCCACAUCCUAGCGCUGUACCGGGAAAAUAAGUGCCUCUGGGAUUUCUCCCACGAGCACUACAAAAACAAGCAGAAGCGCAACAAGGCCUUCGAGUACAUAAAAAACGCAACAAAUGCCGAGUCCACCGAUGAGGUCAAGCGAAGGCUCAAAAUCAUCCGAGACACAUACAACAUCGAGAGGAACAAAAUGAAGCGGCCACGAGCAGAAACCGGCGAGAAUUACCGAACCAAACUUUCCUGGUAUCAAAUGGCAGAUGAAUUUCUGUCGAAAAGUGAAAGAUCAUCAUUCCAUGAUGUCCCAAAUGCAUCACUGUACGAAUUCGAACCAGCUUCUUCGUCCCAACAAUAUCACUCCAACUCGUCCCCUGAAUCACAAGAACCGGACCAGCCGGAAGCAACAGACGUUCCUUCAGAAUAUAAACCAGAGUACGUGAUUGAUUUUGAGCAUGCAGAAGUAGCAUCUUGGCCGGUCAUCGAUGAAAACCACCAGCACCCGGUCAACCCCGCACCGAGCGUAACACAGAAAACAAAAAUCCGUCCUACACAAUAUUCCUCGAAACGUACCCGAAGGGAUGCUCUCGACCGGUUGGACAGCAUCAGCUCGCCACCCCUGGCUGUUCCCUCGGUGCCGGACGAAUUCCACUACUUUGGACUACAUCUAGCGGCACAGUUCAGGAAACUCCCCGUCCUGAGAGCUCUUAUGUUGCAAGAAAAAAUCCAAGCAAUGGUGAACAAAGAUCGGAUCGAUUUCGAAAAAAGUCAGUAUUAUCGGUCGCAAACGCCACCUCUGCCAGCCCACGUGACGCCCCAUGCGAGCGUGUUUCCGUCCAACGAGGAAGUUAAUUCUCUUCCGAUGGCUCUCAGCAUCGGUAACGACGCUACACCCCACAGUAGUAGUAGUGGUGGACCAUUGAAUAUAAAAGUUGAGAGCAACAAUUUUGACUUGAGUUAAAAAAAAAUUAUUAAAUUAUUUUAACA
Wyeomyia smithii (pitcher-plant mosquito) is the source of this 1164-nucleotide messenger RNA. RefSeq lists its product as uncharacterized. The coding region runs from base 146 to 1138 and encodes 330 amino acids. The transcript has 2 exons. The record is from RefSeq and is a predicted model, not a curated record. NCBI's taxonomy places the organism in Eukaryota, Metazoa, Arthropoda, Insecta, Diptera, Culicidae.